UUUAUGACUCAUUUAUUCGAUCCGUACUUCCGUUUCCUUCUUGCUGUUGAUUUGCCUUCAGAUCUCUUCCUCACCCCUCUCCUCUCCCUCUCUCGCCAUAAAUAAUAUCUCCCACUAUCUCCUUCCCUCUCUCUCUCUCACUGCGGGGAAGGGUGAUUGUUGCCAAUUUAGGUCUUUCGAACAUGAGUAGAUUCGCUCUUGUAGGAUAUGGUGGAAACAAGAGUAAAUUUGUCCUCUGACGCCAAAACAUUGACUAUUGAGUCAGAAGUUUGGAAUUCAAGUAAAGUAUAGUGGCUCUGAGUUUAAGCUAAAGCGUAAAUGCACUACAGCACUGGUGUGGUCUAGUUAAAACCGAGGUUGCAUUGAAAACAAUUAAAAAGUAUGGCUUUUUAUGUUGAGGAGGAACAUACUCAGGAUUAUCUUUUCAAAAUUGUGCUUGUCGGAGACUCUGCUGUUGGGAAAUCAAACCUGCUCGCUAGAUUUGCUCGGGAUGAGUUCUACUCGAACUCAAAAUCUACCAUUGGAGUUGAAUUCCAAACUCAGAAGAUGGUAAUCGAUGGCAAGGAAAUUAAAGCUCAGAUAUGGGAUACUGCUGGCCAGGAGAGAUUCAGGGCUGUAACUUCUGCAUACUACCGUGGAGCAGUGGGGGCUCUAAUCGUUUAUGAUAUCAGCAGGCGCCAGACAUUUGAAAAUGUUGGCCGUUGGCUAAAUGAACUAAACACCUACUCUGACAUGAAUGUGGUCACCAUCUUGGUUGGCAACAAGUCAGAUCUCAAGGAAUCAAGGGAGGUUAGCGUGGAGGAAGGCAAAGCUUUGGCAGAGGUGGAGGGUCUCUUCUUCAUGGAGACAUCAGCAUUGGAUUCUUCAAAUGUCACAGCUGCGUUUCAGACAGUUGUGAAGGAAAUCUAUGACAUUCUCAGUAGGAAGGUGUUUCAAUCACAGGAGAACAAGAAGCAGGAGAACCUGUUACUGGGGAAUGGUAAAGCAGUAACCUUGGAGGGAGAAACCAGUGAUGCUGAUGAAGGAGUUCGCAGAUUUGGAAGCUGUUGUUCAUUCUAGAUUGCAUUUUAUCUGUUGUUAUUAUCUGUGUAAGCUCUUGCUGGAAAAGAUGAGUAUCUGUAUCAUAUUAGUCGUCUUUCAUUCUUAAUGUUGGCAGUUUGACUCCAUUGAUUAUUGACGUUUUGGUGUGCCGUUACCUUCAUUAUGUGACCGCUGCCACUUCAGUAAUUGUAACUUCAUGUUCGGAUUUUGUUGAAAUAAAAGUUUACAGGCUCUUCUUUGAUAAU
Molecule: messenger RNA, 1286 nt
Organism: Phalaenopsis equestris
Lineage: Eukaryota; Viridiplantae; Streptophyta; Magnoliopsida; Asparagales; Orchidaceae
Product: ras-related protein RABA5a
Exons: 4
Coding region: 382-1059 (225 amino acids)
Cellular component (GO): endosome
Molecular function (GO): GTP binding; GTPase activity
Source: RefSeq, a predicted model, not a curated record